Molecule: messenger RNA, 2521 nt
Organism: Topomyia yanbarensis
Lineage: Eukaryota; Metazoa; Arthropoda; Insecta; Diptera; Culicidae
Gene: Cdc7
Product: cell division cycle 7-related protein kinase
Exons: 2
Coding region: 285-2042 (585 amino acids)
Biological process (GO): protein phosphorylation; mitotic DNA damage checkpoint signaling
Cellular component (GO): nucleus
Molecular function (GO): ATP binding; protein serine/threonine kinase activity
Source: RefSeq, a predicted model, not a curated record
UCGCUGUCGCAUCGAACACAUCACUCUUCGCACAGCUCUUCACCAUCACACGGAGAAACAAAGAAACGCAAUUUUUCGCACCACUGCGAUCCUACAUCAAAUUAUCAAGAAUUUUCAAUCCCAAGCCCCAAGUACAAAACUAGUUAAAUUAUUCUAUGUUAAGAUUAUUUCGACUGUAGACUGAAAUUGGUGUGCGAGUUUUAGAAGUUUGGAUAUUAGUUUGAAGACGCGUGUACUCAGCAGAAACUAGAUAAACAGGGCGAACCAGACCAGCGCAACUAAACAUGGAGGUUAUCAACGAGGCUCAAAAUAAUGGUGAAAAUGCGAGCACCAAACCAGCCGAAGACCGCAAAAUUGCAGCGGAACUGGCCGAAUUGCUUACCAAUGAGGUGCCGAAGAAAGAUGAAAAGUUGGUAGCCAACUUGCGCCAGCAGAUUCCGGACAUCGACAACAUCUUCAAAAUCCACCGCAAGACCGGACAUGGAACUUUUAGUUCGGUGUUUCUCGGCUCACUUAAGUGUCAGGAGCGCCUGCCAGCGGAUCGCAAAAAACUGUUUGCCAUCAAGCAUGUGGUUCCUACUAGUCAUCCGAGCCGUAUCGAACGGGAGCUGCGAUGCAUGAUGCAGAUAGGUGGUGCCUGUAACGUGGUUGGAGUAGACUUGUGCCUGCGUCGACAGGAAUCAGUUGCAUUUGUUAUGCCCUACAUUCCUCAUGAUCAGUUUCAUCAAUACUAUGACAAGAUGAGUCCGGCGGAAACGCAACUUUACAUGAAGAAUUUGCUGAUUGCACUGAAACGAGUGCAUGAGUUUUGCGUCAUUCAUCGAGAUGUUAAACCAAGUAACUUCUUGUACAACCGCAAGCUGCAAAAGUUUUUGCUUGUGGAUUUCGGCCUAGCCCAAGACAUCAGUCAUAAACGCGCAAUUAGGGGAACCGAAACUAAUUCGGCGCAAACGGCAAAACAGGUAGAGGAUAAGACUGGAAAGAGGAGACUUUCGGGAGAAACAGGGGCAGAGAAGAAUCAGCAGUGUAGCGAUGCUGUGGUACAGCAACAGAAGAAGCUGAAACUUGUCGAUGAUAACCUGGAGAACAGUACCAAACCUGCCAAUGAGGAGCAGAUGGGUAUCGCUCAAGUGCAACAACCACCACCAGUAUUCAAAACACCACUAAAACAAUCAAAUCAAAUCAUUUCACCAAUGAAACUCUCGAAUGUCACUAAGGAUCUCUACAGCUCUCCAUUGGCUCGUCAAAUAAAAUCCACCGUACUGGGAAUUAGUACUAAUAUUAAGGUAGCACAACGCCAGCAGCAACGAGGAACGGUCAGCAAUCAACCUGCUGUUGCACCGAUGCCCCCGAAAACGGCAACGGGAGGCGCGAGAAACCACCAGUAUAACACCUCUUCAACGGCUGGCCCUGCGAAUAAACAAGAUUCCGUAUGUGAAUGUUUCGGCAAAAGCCAGGUAUGUAAUAUCUGCCUUGUAAAAAAAGAAAUGCAAGCAUCUCGUGCUGGUACUCCAGGCUAUCGUCCACCGGAAGUACUUUUAAAGUAUCCUGAUCAAACGACCGUGGUGGACAUAUGGGCGGCCGGGGUGAUGUUUAUGAGUAUUUUGUCGCGAUGCUAUCCGUUUUUCAAGAAUUCGGAUGACUUGCACUCGCUGGCCGAGAUAAUAACGGUAUUUGGUGAUCAACGCAUCAAAAAGACAGCGAUUCAACUAGGGCGCCAUGUGAAAACGGCCCAAAGAAAGCAACCGCUGGACCUGAGGAAGCUAUGCUUGCGUCUGCGCUUCCGUUUCCGACGCAUCCGUGCACGGCAACAACAGGAUGCGGAUGAAACGGCAACCACGUUUGCCAACAGUUGCGACAACUGUCAACUGCGUUUGGCGGAGUGUCUUUGCGAGCAUUCCGAAGCCAACAGGGACUUCUCCGAGGAUGAGUACUCGGAACGGGCCUAUGACCUACUUCACAAACUGUUGGAAAUAAAUCCACAUAACCGCAUCUCCGCAGAGGAAGCCCUAAAUCACCCGUUCUUCCAGGAGACUUAUUAGGUGGCUUGACUUAUUUGAAAGUAUUAGAUCGAUCUCCAGAGCAAAACAAAAUGCCAACAUUGUCGGUACCGACCAAGUGAAAAAAUCAAAUUAGGCGAAAAAGAAACAGUUUUCAAUGUUAGUGAAAAUUGCUAUGUUAGGUUGUAAUAGUGCAAAAAAUCGUGUUUCUCGAAGAGAUCUUUGAAUGAACCAGACGAACUCUUUCUUACAUAAGAAACAAUUUCUAUGAAUGUGUGUGUACGAUGUUUAAUUUAUUGAAACCGAAGCGAAAUUAUUUAUUUGAAACGAUAAAACAAAUUUGCUUUCAUAUAGUCUGAAUGUGUGCUCUGUGCAAAACGUGUAUCAAAUGUUGGGAUAAAUAAAACUAACGAAGCCAGAAUAGGGUUUCGAUAACUAUUCCUGAACACAAUGGCUGCCGAGAGAUCUAGACUUAAAGCAAAAAAUAAAAUAGAGGCAAUAAACUUAUCUGACUAGCAGUA